Messenger RNA from Penicillium verhagenii, 978 nucleotides. Its product is annotated as putative succinate:fumarate antiporter (Acr1). NCBI's taxonomy places the organism in Eukaryota, Fungi, Ascomycota, Eurotiomycetes, Eurotiales, Aspergillaceae. The record is from RefSeq and is a predicted model, not a curated record. Gene Ontology annotation, biological process: fumarate transport; transmembrane transport; succinate transport. The coding region runs from base 1 to 978 and encodes 325 amino acids. The transcript has 5 exons.
AUGUCUGCCAAAAACGUACAAGGAGGUCCCAAUGGCAAGCGGACCUCUCCCGCCGUGAACCUGAUUGCUGGAGGUGGUGCCGGUAUGAUGGAGGCUCUCGUGUGUCACCCUCUUGACACAAUUAAGGUCCGCAUGCAGCUUUCACGGAGAGCUCGCGCUCCUGGUGCCAAGCCUCGCGGUUUCGCCGCCACCGGUGCCGAGAUUGUGCGCAAGGAGACCGCCAUGGGUCUAUACAAGGGUCUGGGUGCCGUGCUGGGUGGUAUCGUCCCCAAGAUGGCCAUUCGAUUCACCUCAUAUGAGACAUACAAGGGCUGGCUCGCCGACCCAGAGACCGGCGUCGUCACCAGCAAGGCUACUUUCCUUGCUGGUCUCUCUGCUGGUGUCACCGAAGCUGUCGCCGUCGUUACCCCCAUGGAGGUGAUCAAGAUUCGCCUGCAAGCGCAACACCACUCUCUUGCCGAUCCCCUCGACGCCCCCAAGUACCGCAGCGCUCCUCACGCCCUCUUCACCGUCGUCAAGGAGGAAGGUUUCAUGACCCUGUACCGCGGUGUCUCCCUCACAGCCCUGCGCCAGGGUACCAACCAGGCUGCCAACUUCACUGCAUACACCGAGCUCAAGUCCCAGCUGCAGAAGCUGCAGCCCGAAUACGCCAACACCCAGCUCCCCUCCUACCAGACCACCCUCAUCGGUCUCAUCUCCGGUGCCGUUGGUCCCUUCUCCAACGCUCCCAUCGACACCAUCAAGACCCGUCUCCAAAAGACCCGCGCCGAACCGGGCCAGUCCGCUGUUACCCGUAUCAUGGUUAUUGCCAAGGAUAUGUUCAAGCAGGAGGGUGCUCGUGCUUUCUACAAGGGUAUCACCCCUCGUGUGAUGCGUGUUGCUCCCGGUCAGGCUGUGACUUUCACCGUGUACGAGUUCCUUAAGGGCAAGCUGGAGAAGUCCACCUUGCCUUUCGUGGGAGGUCAGUUUGAGGAAUAA